Messenger RNA from Cryptomeria japonica (Japanese cedar), 1828 nucleotides. Its product is annotated as trihelix transcription factor GT-1. The coding region runs from base 196 to 1272 and encodes 358 amino acids. The transcript has 4 exons. The record is from RefSeq and is a predicted model, not a curated record. Lineage: Eukaryota; Viridiplantae; Streptophyta; Pinopsida; Cupressales; Cupressaceae.
AUCCAAAAUGACGUGAAAUUUUGUCACACAUAAUGUUAAUAUUUUUGGGACAUAAAAAUGAGAUAAUAGGAAUGUGAGUGGUUUUGAUUUCUCAUAAAAAUUAAAAGGAAAAAAAGGGCAAUCAAUUUGCAGUCCGUCAAGUAACGGCAAUGCAUUAAAUCACAGAGAAAACACAGAGACGGAAAAUAGGCAGCCAUGGAAGUGGUGGCUAAUGGAGUGCAGUUGCAGCAGAUGCACCAGCAGCCGCACCAGCAGCACCACCAUCAUCAACAGCUCAUUCUGCCAACUGAUGUUAAUGGAGAAGAUCAAGAAAUCAAGACAACACCUAAGAAGAGGGCAGAGGUUUGGGUGCAGGAUGAAAUUCGAGCAUUGAUUGCCUUGAGAAGAGAGACGGACAGUCUCUUCAAUACCUCCAAAUCGAAUAAGCAUUUGUGGGACAAAAUCUCGCUCAAAAUGAGGGAGAGAGGAUUCGACAGGUCUCCGACCAUGUGUACUGACAAGUGGAGAAAUUUAUUAAAAGAGUAUAAGAAAGCCAAACACAGCCAGGAUAACAGAGAUGGAUCUGCCAAGAUGUCAUGCUAUAAAGAUUUGGAAGAAUUGCUCAGAGAAAGAGCCAAAAGCACUCCUUACAGAAGCCCUGCCAAAGUGGUAGUGGCGCCCCCACCUCCUCUUGACAAUACCUAUGUUCAUUUCUCACCCAAGAGAACUGGCAGGUCUCCACUAAAUCUGGAACGUAGAUUGGAUCAUGAUGGACUUCCUCUGGCCUUACCAUUGUCUGAUGCAACUGCUGCCAAUGGUGUCCCCCCCUGGAAUUGGAGGGAUGCCACUGCAAAUGGUGGAGAAAAUCAUGCAUCAUACAAUGGAAAGGUGAUUGUGGUUAAGUGGGGUGACAUCACCAGACGAAUUGGUAUUGAUGGCACAGCUGAAGCCAUAUCAGGGGCCAUCAGACCUGCAUUUGGACUGCGUACCAAAAGGGCUUUCUGGUUACAAGACGAGGAUGGGGUUGUCUACAGUCUUGAUAGGAACAUGCCUUUGGGAACCUAUAUGCUUUGUCUUGAUGAAGGUUUAACAAUCAAGGUCUGCUACGAUGAGUCUGAUUGUUUGACAGGCACAACUGAGGAGAAGACCUUCUACACUGAAGAAGAUUUUCGUUAUUUCCUCACACAACGAGGUUGGUGUGGAUUGCGAGAAGUUGAUGGAUUUAGGACUGUUGAAUCCCUUAAUGAGCUUUUCCCAAUGCGUGUCUAUCAGCGUGCAGGACCAUUAGGGUAGCAGCAUGUAAUGGUGUCUUUUCUUAUCAGGCGAGCAUGAUUUGCCUGUGCAUUCAGAAAGUUGGAACUUUCCCUGGAUACUGCAUGGCAAGGUUGGAACCUGUCCACAACAAUGCAUAUCGCUGCUUCUUCUACGUAUAGUUCUUCGAAAUAUCUAGUUCCCAGCUCAAGAAGUGAGGUUGUGACCCUUAAAUUUAUGACCAAAGAAUCUAGUGCAGAGUAUAACCCCUCACAUUUGCAAACCUCUGCACAGAGGAUGUAAAAACUAAAAUCAAAUGAAACUCUGCAUGUACUUACGAGUUUGUAAGGCAUGUUGUCUUGUAUAUCAUAUAUGCAAUCUUUACCAGAUGCAAUGUUAUGGCAACCAAUUUGUAUGUAUGAUUCGCCAUGCAGAAUGCAACAUUUAAAGCAUUAUCAAGAAGUGCUUUUUAUAAGUAAUCAGAGACUGAUGGACUCAUCUUUUGCAUUCCAAUUCUUAUGAUAGACCAUCUCAUAGAUACACUGGAGGUCAGAAUUCUGCCUGAAAUAAAACAAAUCGGAUGGUCUUUCUCUUGGAA